UCCCAGCUUAUUGUUUCAUGGUACUUGCAUGCAUUAUAGAGACACUUUCUGCUUUUUCAGGUUUUUUUGCUACUGGGAUUCAGAUCUUUCCUGUAGGUUUGCUUUUCAUAUAGCUCCUUGACCAUGUCUGCUGUGCACAUGGUUCUCCUGGGGCUUCCCCUUGCCUGGCUGCUAAGACGUAUAUUCUUUCCUUAUUUGUGGCAGGACAUUAAUUUCUUUUUUAGGGCUCUGCGCUACAUGACAAAGAUGACACGCCAAUCUCAGCGCUCUCCUCCAUUUUUGUUGUUAGAUAUAUUUUUGCAGCAACUAUCUGUAAGAGCUCAUCAGAACUUUAUUAUUUAUCAAGAUCAAGCUUACACCUACAUGGAUAUAGAUCUGAAAAGCAAUCAGUUAGCGUGGGCACUGAAACAACACGCUAAACUUAAACAAGGAGACUGUGUGGGCCUCUUCAUGUCUAAUGAACCUGCCUAUGUAUGGAUAUGGCUGGGACUUUUAAAACUGGGAUGUCCAAUGGCUUGCCUGAACUACAACAUACGGUCUAAGUCUUUUCUGCAUUGCUUCAAGUCAAGUGGAGCAAAGGUGCUAAUUGCUGCUCCAGAACUAAAGAAUGCAGUGGAAGAGGUGCUGCCAGCUCUAACUCAAGAAGGUGUGCAAGUAUUUUAUCUGAGCAGAGAUUCUUCUACAGUUGGGGUAGACAGCCUCCUUGAGAAAGUUGAAUCUGCAUCUGACAACCCCAUCUCUAGAUCUCACAGAUCCAACGUCACACGGAAAUCACCAGCUCUGUAUAUUUACACUUCUGGAACCACAGGUCUCCCCAAGGCUGCCAUUGUGACACAAGGACGACUUUUGAUAAGCUCAUCUUUAUCUACAUUAUCUGGUGUUACCUCAACGGAUGUGUUGUACAUUACUCUGCCUCUUUACCACAGCGCUGCCCUAAUGAUAGGGAUUCGUGGAUGCAUUGAUAAAGGGGCAACUUGUGUUUUAAGGAAUAAAUUUUCAGCCAGCCAGUUCUGGAAUGAUUGCAGAAAAUACAACGUGACUGUUUUCCAAUACAUAGGGGAGCUACUCCGAUACCUGUGUAAUACUCCUAAGAAAGACAAUGAUCGAGACCAUCGUGUACGGCUUGGUUUGGGGAACGGUGCCAGGCCUGAUGUCUGGAAGGAGUUUCUUAAUCGUUUUGGUCAAAUCAAAUUAUUUGAAUUCUAUGCCGCAACAGAAAGCAAUGCAGUUUUUUUUAACUACACAGGAAAAAUAGGGGCAAUUGGUAGAAAUAAUUUUUUGUUUAAGCUUGCUCGACCAUAUGAACUGAUCAAAUAUGAUGUGGAAAAAGAGGAACCAAUCAGAGAUGCCUCAGGGCACUGUAUACCGGUAUCAACAGGAGAAACCGGUCUGUUAAUUGCAAAAAUUACCAGCCACGCCCCCUUUAGUGGUUACGCUGGAGAGGUUUCCCAGACUGAGAAGAAGAAACUUAGAAAUGUUUUUAAAAAGAAAGACCUGUAUUUCAACACUGGAGACUUGCUAAUGAUUGACAAAGAGGGUUUUGUUUACUUUCAGGAUCGUAUAGGAGACACAUAUCGGUGGAAGGGUGAAAAUGUAGCUACUACAGAAGUAGCAGAUAUUGUUGGAAUGGUUGAUUUCAUUGAAGAGGCCAAUGUCUUUGGUGUGCCAGUGCCUUCUCAUGAAGGAAGAAUUGGAAUGGUUUCAAUCAUACUUAAGGAAGGCAAAACAUUCAAUGGAAAAAAGCUGUAUGCUCACAUAGUGGAUUAUUUGCCAAGCUAUGCCAGGCCUUGUUUUGUUAGAAUCCAGAAAUCCAUGGAAGUCACUGGCACCUUCAAACAACGUAAAGUGGGACUUGUUCAGGAUGGCUUCAACCCACUCACAAUAAAAGAUCCACUGUAUUUUCUAGAUGACAGUGUGAAAACAUACAAACCAAUGGACCUCAGCAUUUACAAUUCAAUUUUAAAUAAGGAAAUUAAACUGUAGCAAAAUGUUUCUAAAUUCAUUUAAAAUAAAAUAAACUGUGUAUGA
Molecule: messenger RNA, 2028 nt
Organism: Bombina bombina (fire-bellied toad)
Lineage: Eukaryota; Metazoa; Chordata; Amphibia; Anura; Bombinatoridae
Product: long-chain fatty acid transport protein 2
Exons: 10
Coding region: 124-1983 (619 amino acids)
Cellular component (GO): endoplasmic reticulum
Molecular function (GO): long-chain fatty acid-CoA ligase activity; long-chain fatty acid transmembrane transporter activity
Source: RefSeq, a predicted model, not a curated record